AAAGCCUGUGUAAAUAUAAUAUAUUUCAAAUUGUGUCGGUGCUUUGCGAUCUUCUGAGGACGUUUUACGAAUUUUGUGAAAUAAAAUUCACAUUUUAUUAAGGCGGUUAAAUUUUUUUUUGUAGCAGUUCCGGCCAUGAGUUAUCGAAACGACUCCAAAGAAGGACAGGUCUAUGUCGGCAAUCUGCCCCCAGACGUUAAAACUCGAGAUGUGGAGGACCUUUUCUACAAAUACGGCAAAAUAAAUUUUAUCAAUUUAAAAGAAAAAAACAAUCCGCCGUUUGCCUUUAUCGAGUUUGACGACCCAAGAGAUGCGGAAGAUGCAAUUAAAGAUCGGGAUGGUUACAACUAUGAUGGAUACACGUUAAGGGUGGAGCACCCAAGAGGGGAAAGAAGUCGAGGCUCACGAUAUGAAAAUAGAUUUGAAGGUCGCAUAAGCAGUGGCCGGCCAGGCAGAGGAAGAGGUCGAGGUUCAUAUGGACCCCAGAGAAGAUCAGAUUAUCGAAUCCAUGUUUCAGGAUUACCUCCAACUGGGAGCUGGCAGGAUUUGAAGGAUCAUUUGAGGGAAGCCGGUGAUAUUGUUUAUGCAGACACGUAUGGAGAUGGUACUGGCAUAGCUGAAUUUCUGCGGUAUGAUGAUAUGAAAUAUGCUGUCAAGAAGCUUGAUGACACAAAGUUUAAAUCUCAUGAGGGUGAAACAUCUUACAUAAGAAUUAAAGAAGAUAGCAAAGAUAGAUCAAAGUCCAGAUCUAAGUCUAGGUCAAGGUCGAGGUCAAAUUCUAGAAGCAGGAGCAACUCGCGGAGGCGAAAUCGUUAAUUAAUGACUGUUAUAUCUGACACAUGUCAUUGAUAAGUAUGAAUAUAAAUACAUCAUUGAUGAAAUAUUUUAAGCACCUUUUUGAUGAAUAAGUACAAACUGUA
This is a messenger RNA of Helobdella robusta, 920 nucleotides long. RefSeq lists its product as hypothetical. Gene Ontology annotation, cellular component: ribonucleoprotein complex; nucleus; cytoplasm. The record is from RefSeq and is a predicted model, not a curated record. Gene Ontology annotation, molecular function: mRNA binding. The transcript has 4 exons. Lineage: Eukaryota; Metazoa; Annelida; Clitellata; Rhynchobdellida; Glossiphoniidae. Bases 136 to 816 code for a protein of 226 amino acids.